Molecule: messenger RNA, 775 nt
Organism: Elaeis guineensis (African oil palm)
Lineage: Eukaryota; Viridiplantae; Streptophyta; Magnoliopsida; Arecales; Arecaceae
Source: RefSeq, a predicted model, not a curated record
GCUCCCGGAGAUCCUUUCCCGCCUCUCCAUCACGCCUAACUCCAUCGAAGCCAAGGCCAUGAAGAAGACCCUUCAAGACUGCGAGGAGCCGGCGAUCGAGGGAGAGACCAAAUAUUGCGCCACCUCGGUCGAGGCCAUGGUGGAUUUCAGCACGUCUAGCCUUGGGACUCGUGACGUCCAAGCCCUGUCGACGGCGGUCGAUAGGGAGGGUACACCGAAACAAGUUUACAGCAUAUCCAAGGUGCAGAAGCAGCCUUGCUCUAAGGUGGUGAUUUGCCACGGUGAGAACUACGCAUACGCCGUGUUCUACUGCCACAUGAUGAGCUCAGAGGCGUACAAGGUGUCGAUGGUCGGGAAGGAUGGGACCAAAGUGGAGGGUGUGGCUGUAUGCCACACCGACACGGCCGGAUUCAACCCCGAGCACUACGCCUUCAAGGUGCUCAACGUCAAGCCCGGUACGGUGCCCAUCUGCCACUUCCCACCGCAGGGCGAUAUUGUUUGGACUCCCAACAAAUAGAGCAUCUCAUCGUCGGAGAUGAAGGUGCGAUUGCCCUAGAAAGCUUCUACACAAGAUUUCUUUGGCUAGGCUAUCCUAUUGUACAGUUUCCUCUGUCAUGGCGCCUGUCAGAUGUUAUGGUGAUGUAUAUGUAUUCCUGUUUCAUAAAUAAAAGUAGAAUUAUGUUUGUAUGAUGAGGUGAACUUUUCUUGUGUCUUUUAUUGGUGGUGUAUAUGUAUUCCCGAUGUAUAAAUAAAAGCAGAAUUUCCCUUGUAAGUA